AUUUAUAGUUAAGAUUCAGGUCAGAAGUUGGGGACAAUCAAAACCUCUUCUCUUCUUUCUUUUGUCAACAAAGAAACAUUUCCAUUGAGUCUCUCUCAAUGUUCUUCUUCUUCUUCUUCUAAGAUUAAUUCAAAGUGUUUAAUACUUUUGAAAUUUUAAGUUUCUUUUUGGUCAGUUUCAAAUGGGUGACAUCAUCGGUCACAAGGAUAGGCAAAUAUGGCCACCCUCUCAUCAUGUUCUUCAAGAUCCAUUGUUUGAUCAUUCCAACAAACAUCAGUUGCAGAAAUAUGUCAAGAACCACCAUCACCACGGCAACGGUGAAUUUCGUCGGCCCGGGGCACCUCCUCUUAGACAAACAUUUCCUUUGAACUAUAAUACAAGACAAAAGCACCAAAGCAAUUGGCAAAGGAGUAAAGGAGAGGAUCGUAUGCAAGCAUUUUUCUUGGUUACACCGGGCCGUACAACUUCUGGCACCGGAGUUUUUCUUCCAGCCACGGCUUCUCAUCCACCCACCAAAAAAACAGCUUGCUCACCGGUGCUUCUCCCGACUCGUGUAGUUCAAGCACUCAAUCUUAACAUUCACAACAACGGUAUCCAUAUUUCUCCUCGUCCAGGUUCUUUUCCAACCAUUAUUUGUUCUCAUCGACCGUUAUUCAAAUACAUUGUGUUAUAUAUUACAAAUUAGUUUGAACUAUAGAUAUAUUUUGGUUGAAAUUGGUAACAUUGUUUCUUUUGAAUGUAGAAAUUAGAGAAAAUGAUUCGAAGAAGAAGAGCGAAAUGUUGGCAACAACACCUAUCAAGAUUGAAGCAGAAAAUCCUAUUGAUUCGCCGGAGAAACUUCUCCCCGAGGAAUGGAUUUAUUGAUGACCCAACCAUUAGUAUGGAAAAGUAGAAUCAAAUAAAAUAAAAUGAAAGAUUCUUGUGUUGAUGUUACAAAAGAAAAGAAAAGAUUCUUGUGUUGAUAAGAAAAGAAAAGAUUCUUGUGUUGUAUGCUUCGUCACCAUUGGAUUAGUAAUAAAA
Arabidopsis thaliana (thale cress) is the source of this 1020-nucleotide messenger RNA. RefSeq lists its product as uncharacterized. The transcript has 4 exons. Bases 182 to 685 code for a protein of 167 amino acids. Lineage: Eukaryota; Viridiplantae; Streptophyta; Magnoliopsida; Brassicales; Brassicaceae. The record is from RefSeq and is marked reviewed.